GGGCCCCAGCGGCCAGAAGUGCUAAUCCAGUAGGCUUGAUGUGGGGCCCAGAAAUGGGCCCAUGAACGAGCGUUCCCCGUUCGUUCACUGCACCGCGCUGUGAAAUACUGCUCUGAAGAUGAUAAAGACACACCUCCCUCCCCUAAUUGGUUUGCAUUUCCUCACAGCCUUGUCUUGAAGACAGAACGAUGCCAAAGAAAGCAAAGCCCACGGGGACUGUGAAGGAAGAGGGGCCUGUUCCCCGUAAACAGCUGAAGGUGGAGGCAGCUGGGGGGCCCUUCACUUUAAACUUUGACAGCCCCAGUGAUUUGUUUCAAAGUUUAAUUUCACCCAUCAAGACAGAGACUUUUUUCAAGGAAUUCUGGGAGCAGAAGCCCCUUCUCAUUCAGAGAGAUGACCCUGCGCUGGCCGCAUAUUACCAGUCCCUUUUCAAGUUACCAGAUCUGAAGAGUCUGUGCAGCCGGGGUAUGUACUAUGGAAGAGACAUAAAUGUCUGCCGGUGUGUCAAUGGGAAGAAGAAGGUUUUAAAUAAAGAUGGCAAAGUGCACUUUCUUCAGCUGAGAAAAGAUUUUGAUCAGAAAAGGGCAACGAUUCAGUUUCACCAACCUCAGAGAUUUAAGGAUGACCUCUGGAGGAUCCAGGAGAAGCUUGAAUGCUACUUUGGCUCCUUGGUUGGCUCGAAUGUAUACAUAACCCCUGCUGGAUCUCAGGGCCUGCCACCCCAUUAUGAUGAUGUCGAGGUGUUCAUCCUGCAGCUGGAGGGAGAGAAACACUGGCGCCUUUACCACCCCACUGUGCCCCUGGCUCGGGACUACAACGUGGAGGCAGAGGACAGGAUUGGGAAGCCAACCCAUGAGUUCACGUUGAAGCCUGGCGAUUUGCUGUACUUUCCCAGAGGGACCAUUCAUCAGGCAGACACUCCUCCGGGGCUGGCCCACUCGACUCAUGUGACCAUCAGCACCUACCAGAACAAUUCAUGGGGAGAUUUCCUUUUGGACACCCUUUCGGGGCUUGUGUUGGAUGCUGCAAAGGAAGACCUGGAGUUCCGGGCCGGCAUCCCCCGGCAGCUGCUCCUGCAGGUGGAAACCACAACUGCUGCAAUGAGAAGACUAAGUGGCUUUCUGAGGACACUUGCAGACCGUCUGGAAGGCACAAACAAGCUGCUUUCAUCAGACAUGAAGAAGGAUUUUGUUAUGAACAGACUCCCACCUUACUAUGUGGGAGACGGAGCAGAACUUUCAACUCCAGGUGGGCAGUUGCCGAGGUUGGACAGCAUAGUGAAGCUGCAAUUUAAGGACCACGUUGUCCUCACGGUGAGGCCGGAUCAGGAUGGAUCUGAUGAAGCUCAAGAAAAUAUGGUUUACGUCUAUCAUUCCUUAAAGAAUAGGAGAGAGAUGCACAUGAUGGGAAGUGAGGAAACAGAGUCUCAUGGACUUCGCUUUCCCUUGUCUCAUGUGGCUGCAUUGAAGCAACUUUGGAACAAUUCGCCUGUUUCUGUCAAGGACCUGAAACUUCCUACAGAUGAGGAGAAGGAAAGCCUGGCACUAGCCCUCUGGACAGAAUGUUUAAUCCAGGUAGUCUAGUGCCUUCACUGAAUCAAGUGUCUCGUGUUUUGUAUCUACACAGUCAAAGAAAACCUGAGAUUUCUGUGCUAGGGAGCUCCUGAUGGUCUGAGUCAACAGACUCGGCUGGAGGAGUGGUUAUAUACAAUUUUACCUAUGUCUGUCUCUAAUAAUGCGAGACCCACAUGUAACUGGUGGUCAUCUGGCCAUAUGUUCUCAUAGAGGCACGUGGAAGAAUGGCGAGAUUACUAGGUGUCUAGAAAGUGACAAAACCAUACUUUUGACAAGUUUAUUUAAUCCAGUGUGGUAGAAA
Pteronotus mesoamericanus is the source of this 1875-nucleotide messenger RNA. RefSeq names its product ribosomal oxygenase 2 (gene RIOX2). The record is from RefSeq and is a predicted model, not a curated record. Bases 189 to 1583 code for a protein of 464 amino acids. Gene Ontology annotation, molecular function: histone H3K36 demethylase activity; histone H3K4 demethylase activity. Lineage: Eukaryota; Metazoa; Chordata; Mammalia; Chiroptera; Mormoopidae. Gene Ontology annotation, cellular component: nucleolus. The transcript is spliced from 10 exons.